CCCGCCGGAGGCAUAGCCUGCACGGCCGGGCAUGGGUGCCGCGGCUCCGAGCUCUGCUGCCUUGUCCCGUCCCGAUGAGUCCUCGCCGGAGCAAGUGAGUGAGGGGGGCGCCCGGGCGCUUGGCUGGGCUCCGCUGCCUCCACCUGCGCGCUCGUCUCUCGGCAAGGGGGACUCGGCCGGCCCCUCUCCGCCUCUUCCUCUGCAGGGCGCCGGCGGCCCGGCCUUGGGAGGGAGAAUGUGGUGAGAGGAUGGGGCUGUCUCCCGCGGCGGCUCGCCAUGGCCAGGGAGGACUCGGUGAAGUGCCUGCGCUGCCUGCUCUACGCCCUCAACCUCCUCUUCUGGAUUACAGAGGAGAAAGGAUCUUUUGAAUCUGUCCCAGGGAAGAAAAUGCUGAUGUCCAUCAGCGUAUUAGGUAUUUCUGCUUGGAUGAGAGACUACCUGAAUAAUGUUCUCACUUUAACUGCAGAAACAAGGGUGGAGGAGGCUGUCAUUUUAACUUACUUUCCUGUGGUCCACCCGGUCAUGAUUGCAGUCUGCUGUUUCCUCAUCAUGGUUGGAAUGCUGGGCUACUGUGGAACAGUGAAAAGUAAUCUGUUGCUCCUUGUCUGGUACUUUGGAAGCUUGCUUGUAAUAUUCUGUGUUGAACUGGCCUGUGGUGUUUGGACCUACGAGCAGGAAAUAACGGUUCCGGUGCAGUGGUCUGAUAUGAUCACACUGAAAGCCAGGAUGACCAAUUAUGGCCUACCUAGGUACCAGUGGCUGACCCAUGCUUGGAAUUUCUUCCAGAGGGAGUUUAAAUGUUGUGGGGUGGUGUACUUCACAGACUGGCUGGAAAUGACGGAAAUGGACUGGCCGCCUGACUCCUGUUGUGUCAGGGAGUUCCCAGGAUGCUCUAAGCAGGCACAUCAUGAGGAUCUCAGUGCCCUUUAUCAGGAGGGAUGUGGUAAAAAAAUGUACACUUUUUUGAGGGGAACAAAGCAAUUGCAAGUGCUGAGGUUUCUAGGAAUCUCAAUUGGAGUAACACAGAUCUUGGCUAUGAUCCUCACGAUUACUUUGCUGUGGGCUCUGUACUAUGACAGAAGGGAUCCUGGAACACAUCAGAUCGUGGCCCUGAAGAGUGAUACCUCGCAGCAGCUGUCAUGUAAUUCUGUGGAGCUACUGACACCAAGCCUGACAAGGAUCUUUGAACAUACAUCCAUGGCAAACAGCUUUAAUACACAGUUUGAAAUGGAAGAGCUAUAGGUGAUGCAAUGAAUCUGUGAAGUCACAAAGGGUUUUAAUUGGGUUUUCUUGUUGUUAUUCUGUUUGAUCAAGUAUGCCAGAUAUACCAGUCUUCAUGUGAAUCAGAAAGAGCUGAUGAAUGGAAGUGAAGGAGGCCAGCAAAGAAAGGAUAACCCAGUCAGCCUCUUAGCCAUAGUCUCAGCCAUGAAACAGAGUUGAAUGUGUUUGUUUUUUAAAAGGCACUCAUUCACUGGGCACAGUAAUGCUUAACCUAUUUUCACAAGCUGUGUGAUGUGUAAAACACAGGCAGACAACCUCUAAGGAAGCAUCACAGGAAAGGAAGAGAAAUACUCAUCUUCGAAGAAAUGACUGUUCUUUGGACAAACAAAAUGUGACUUCAGUUGAAAUUGACUUUUACAUUUUUAAUAAGCCAUUUUGAAAAUGUCUUAAUCAGGGAUCUAUGUAUAUAUAAUUGUGUGGUUUUGUGCUGUGUGCAUGGGAAGCAGAACUGCAAUACUUGGAUUUAAAAAUUUGCAAGAUUUGUAAAAAAGGGCAAGAUUUUCU
This is a messenger RNA of Pezoporus occidentalis (night parrot), 1785 nucleotides long. RefSeq names its product tetraspanin 12 (gene TSPAN12). The record is from RefSeq and is a predicted model, not a curated record. The transcript is spliced from 9 exons. Lineage: Eukaryota; Metazoa; Chordata; Aves; Psittaciformes; Psittacidae. The coding region runs from base 277 to 1242 and encodes 321 amino acids. Gene Ontology annotation, cellular component: plasma membrane.